AUGGAAGGAAAAAAUCUACUUCGCUACUUGUUCUUCCUCUCCGCCAUAGUUUUACUCUUGUUCUUCACUUUGCUAAACCUUCCAUCUCCGCCGUCCAAGGCGGAGCUACUAGACUGCACCACCAGCUCCCUAUGGUGCACCCCCAAGAACAGAAUCCAAUCCAAAAACCCCAUAACAAAACCCAACAGCCACACCGCCGACGUUCCCCACCACCCUCUAGACCCCCUCACUCUCACAGAAUUCAACAGAGUCAAAAAAAUCAUCCAAUCCCAUGAACUGUUUAAGAACUCAGUCUAUGCCCUUCACUCCGUCGUACUCGAAGAGCCGGAAAAGAAGGCGGCGCUCAAUUGGAAAAAGGGAGACCCACUCCCGGCGAGAAAGGCCUCCGUCAUCGCACGUGCGCGUCGUGUUUCGCACGUGCUGACGGUGGACCUUUCUACGGGUGAGGUGAGCCAGCACGAAACGAAUCAAUAUUCCGGAUACCCAACUAUGACCGUUGAGGAUAUGAACUCAGUCAUUUGGGCCCCACUCGCUAGUGCUGAUUUUAAUCGGACGGUCAUUGAGCGUGGGGUUGAUCUGAUUGAUCUUUCAUGCUUGCCCAUUUCAACUGGCUGGUUUGGGAAGGCCGAGGAGAGCCGAAGGUUGAUCAAAGUGCAAUGCUACUCCAUGAAAGAUACUGCCAACUUUUACAUGAGGCCUAUUGAAGGGCUCACCGUCAUCGUUGAUUUGGAUACGAAAGAAGUGCUGAAAAUAACUGAUAAUGGUAAAAACAUACCAAUACCAAAGGCGAAUAACACAGAUUAUCGUUCUUCAGUCCAAAAUUCGUAUCAAAGGCUAGUCAAUCCGAUAUCAAUUGAACAACCAAAUGGUCCUAGUUUUACAGUAGAAGACGAUCAUUUGGUCAAGUGGGCGAACUGGGAAUUCCACCUAAAACCGGAUGCAAGAGCCGGGGCGAUCAUUUCUCGGGUCAUGUUUCGGGACCCGAGUUCCGGAGAGAUGAGGAGUGUGAUGUACCAAGGGCAUACAUCGGAAUUGUUCGUGCCGUACAUGGAUCCUAGUGAUGCUUGGUACUUCAAGACCUACAUGGAUGCUGGGGAAUACGGGUUCGGGUUACAGGCUAUGCCACUUGACCCGCUUAACGAUUGUCCGAGGAAUGCCUACUAUAUGGAUGGUGUGUUUGCAGCUGCCGAUGGAACACCGUAUAUCCGAUCCAACAUGAUUUGUGUGUUCGAGAGUUAUGCAGGUGACAUUGGAUGGAGACACUCUGAGAGCCCAAUUACUGGCAUGGAGAUUCGAGAGGCAAGGCCGAAAGUGACGUUGGUGGUGAGAAUGGCAGCAUCGGUUGCCAACUACGAUUAUAUAGUAGAUUGGGAGUUCCAAACAGAUGGACUCGUCAGAAUUAAGGUUGGCCUUAGUGGAAUAUUGAUGGUGAAAGGCACUCCUUAUGUCAACAUGAACCAAGUAAAUGAACAAGAAAACCUCCAUGGAACCCUCUUGUCUGAAAAUGUCAUUGGUGUCAUCCAUGAUCACUACAUAACAUUCUACCUCGACAUGGACGUCGACGGCUCGGAUAAUUCCUUUGUAAACGUCCAUCUCCAACGAGAACAUACCUCGCCCGGAGAAUCUCCGAGAAUGAGCUACCUGAAAGCGGUAAGAAAAGUAGCAAAGACGGAAAAAGACGCGAAGAUCAAGCUCAAGUUGUAUGAUCCAUCAGAAUUCCAUGUUGUUAAUCCGAGCAAGAAGACGCGGGUCGGAAAUCCAGUGGGCUAUAAGUUGGUUCCCGGUGGCACAGCAGCUAAUUUGCUUGAUCUGAAUGAUCCUCCACAAAAGAGAGGUGCUUUUACCAACAACCAAAUUUGGGUUACUCCAUAUAACAAGAGUGAGAAAUGGGCUGGUGGCUUGUUUGUUUACCAGAGUCAUGGUGAUGACACCUUGAAAGUAUGGUCUCAAAGGGAUGAACCAGUUGAGAACAAGGACAUUGUCCUAUGGUACACAUUAGGAUUUCAUCACAUUCCAUGUCAAGAAGAUUUUCCCAUAAUGCCAACUGUAACCUCAAGCUUUGAUUUGAAGCCUGUCAAUUUCUUUGAGAGCAAUCCUAUUCUUGGGAUCCCACCAAAUGUUGAGAAGGAUCUUCCCAUUUGCAAAGCAGCUGCUGCUGCUUCAGCUUGA
Molecule: messenger RNA, 2169 nt
Organism: Fraxinus pennsylvanica
Lineage: Eukaryota; Viridiplantae; Streptophyta; Magnoliopsida; Lamiales; Oleaceae
Source: the annotation of a GenBank genome assembly